AUGAGCUCAAAUCCAGGAAUGACAUCAGACCAGAUCGCCGUCAUCAAGGCGACGGUCCCUGUGCUAGCCCAGCAUGGCAACACCAUCACAACGGUCUUCUACCGCAACAUGCUCGAAGCCCAUCCCGAGUUGAACACCAUCUUCAACACCCCAAACCAGGUCAACGGUCACCAGCCCCGGGCACUCGCCGGGGCACUAUACGCCUAUGCCUCGCAUAUCGAUGACCUCGGCGCCCUCAGCUCCGCCGUCGAGUUGAUCUGCAACAAGCAUGCCUCUCUAUACAUCCAGCCCGAUCACUACAAGAUCGUGGGAAAGUAUCUCCUCGAAGCAAUGGGCGAGGUUCUCGGCGCGGCUUUGACUCCGGAAAUCCUCGACGCAUGGGCAACCGCUUAUUGGCAGCUCGCCGACCUCAUGAUCGGCCGCGAGAAGCAACUCUAUGAGCAGAGCGAAGGCUGGACCGAUUGGCGUGAUUUCAAAAUCGCCAACAAGGUCAAGGAAUCGGAGGAAAUCACGUCCUUCUACCUCGCCCCCGUGGACGGAAAGCCUCUUCCCACUUUCCAGCCUGGUCAAUAUAUCUCCGUGCAGGCCUACGUGCCAGCUCUGCAUUAUGCACAGGCCCGCCAGUACUCGCUCAGCGACCAGCCCAAGCCAGACUACUACCGCAUCAGCGUCAAGAAGGAGUCCGGCAUCAAUUCGGCCGAUCCUGCUCCCGCCGUGACACAGCCCGGGUACAUCUCGAAUCUGCUACACGAUACAUUCAACAUCGGCGACACACUGCAAGUCUCCCACCCGUACGGCGACUUCUUCCUCCCUACCAGCAAGACCGAGACUAGCACACCGAUUGUUUUGAUUUCCGCCGGCGUCGGUCUGACACCGCUCACGUCAAUGGUGAACACUUUGACUUCUCAGGCGCCCGGAAACCGCAAGCUUCAUUUCAUUCACGGUGCGCGUACAUCCGCCGGUCGCGCUUUCAAAGACCACAUCGAUCAGCUUACCAUCUCUUCUCCCAUUCAAGCGACUUUCUUCACCAGCAUCCCCACCGAGGACGAUAAGCAGGGCACCGAUUACCACCAUGUUGGACGUGUUGACCUCAACAAGCUUGAUGACAAGGAUUUGUUCCUCGACGAUAACCAGACUGAGUACUACAUUUGUGGACCGGAACGGUUCAUGACGGAUAUCGAAUCCAGUCUCAAGGCCAAGGGUGUUGCCGCCGACCGUAUCAAGAUGGAGCUGUUCGGCACUGGAGGCAUUCCUCACUAG
Molecule: messenger RNA, 1260 nt
Organism: Penicillium olsonii
Lineage: Eukaryota; Fungi; Ascomycota; Eurotiomycetes; Eurotiales; Aspergillaceae
Source: the annotation of a GenBank genome assembly